Molecule: messenger RNA, 1336 nt
Organism: Melopsittacus undulatus (budgerigar)
Lineage: Eukaryota; Metazoa; Chordata; Aves; Psittaciformes; Psittaculidae
Product: interferon alpha-inducible protein 27-like protein 2A
Exons: 7
Coding region: 885-1271 (128 amino acids)
Biological process (GO): apoptotic signaling pathway
Cellular component (GO): membrane; mitochondrion
Source: RefSeq, a predicted model, not a curated record
CCCAGCCCCAACCCCAACCCCAGCCCCAGCCUCGGGAAGCGCAGGGAUAGGUCCGUGGCGCUGGGACCCCGCGAUGGGAACAAAACCCCCUUUGGGGGGGGGUUGGACGGGACCAAAGCUGGGGCUGCUCCACCUCCCAUAGUGCUGGGCCCCAGGGUCUGGGGGGGCUCCUGUGGGGCGGGGCAGGGGGAGGGCUUGGCCGGGAGCGCGCAGAGAGAGGUCCAGUUUCCUGCCGUAGGAAGGAGCUCUUUGUUCUCGCUUCAGCCAUGGGUCUUGCUGGUGGUGCCACCGUGGCGGCCGUGGGGAUCGGGAUCGCAGCCUCCGUGGUUGUGCCCAUGGCCAUGGAAAUUCUGGGCUCCUCCGCCGGCGGAAUCGCAGCCAGAUCCUUGGCCGUCAGGCUGAUAUCUCUCACUGGCAUAGACAGCUGUGGCUGUGUGGCUGCCAGGAGCCUGGUGGCCAUAGGGCAGACUCUUGGGGUAGCACUCCCCACGUCCGUGAAGGCUGGGCUGUCGGUGCUGAGAGCUGUCAUCAGGAUUCCUCCAUUCUGAUCCCUGGCAUGGCCACUGGGACCCGCACGAUGCCUGCCGUGACCCCCCCACAACCCGUCCCCACGCUGCGACCCCUGCCCCGGCCCCGUUCCCCUGCCCCGGCCCCGUUCCCCUGCACCGGCCCCAUCUGCCCCUCCAAUAAACGCUCCAGGCACAGCUCAACCGCCUCCACAGGGUCGUGACCGUCGAGGGGGGCGGUGCCGGGGCGGGACGGGGAUGGGCGGGCCGGAAAGGACCCAGCUCCAGCUCCAGCCCCGGGCAGGGCCCAUUCGGGACGCGCAGGCUUAGAGGCAACGCGGGGGGCAGGUCCUGCCGGCAGCUGAAGGGGGAAGAGCCAUGGUGAGCAAACUGAAGGGAGCAGCCAUUGGAGCCGCGGUCGGAACAGGAGCGGUGCUCAUUGGCAUCCCGUUGGCCGUCACCUCACUGGGCUUUACGGGAUCCGGCAUCGUCGCCGGCUCCAUUGCUGCCAAAAUGAUGUCAGCAGCUGCCAUAGCCAACGGCGGGGGGGUAGCUGCCGGCAGCACCGUGGCCGUGCUGCAGUCCAUUGGAGCUGCAGGUUUGUCUCUUGGUGCCAAAAUAGGGCUGACGACUCUCCUGGGGUCAUCAGGUGCAGCACUUGGUGCCAAGCUGUCCAAGGGGAAUAAGAAGCCUCCAGAUGAUGAUGAAGAAAGCCAAAACAGCGAUGACGAGGAGGGUUCUGAUGGCACAGCAGGCACUGGGUAGCCCCCAGCAACCUGCCCCCCCCCGUAAGAGCUGUGGCUAAGCUUGAGCAAUGAAACCAAUAAAGG